AUGCGUCCCUUAUCAGAAACCGAGAUGAAGACCAUGUUCGAGAAGCUGGCGAACUACACCGGCGCAUCUCUGAACCAGCUCAUUGCCCCAACCUCCGAAGAUGGUACUGAAGGGGAGAGGAUGGUUUUCCGUCUGCAAGGAUCCCGAGUCUACUACGCCCCCCUGGCCCUCGUCAACUAUGCGACGUCCAUCCCCCGUGACCAGCUGCUUUGCAUCGGCACUCAGAUUGGCAAAUUCUCCAAGACUGGCCGAUUCUUCCUGAACAUCACUUCGCUGUCUGUAAUUGAGAAGCACGCCCGGUUCAAGGCCUGGCUCAAGCCCAACGGUGUGCAGCCGUUCCUCUACGGAGGUUCCGUUGUGCGCGCCCACAUUGGCCGCUGGAGUGAGGAUUGCCCAGGGUCUCAGGGCAUUGUGAUUUAUGACAUGAACGAUACUCCAUUAGGAUUCGGCGUGACUACUCGCUCUACUGCUGAGGCCCGCAAGCUUGAGCCAACUGCUAUGGUUAUUGCCCGCCAGGCAGAUUGCGGCGAGUGGCUGAGAGAGGAGGACACUCUUUUCACCACCUAA
Penicillium chermesinum is the source of this 567-nucleotide messenger RNA. Its product is annotated as ribosome biosynthesis protein NIP7. The record is from RefSeq and is a predicted model, not a curated record. The transcript has 6 exons. Gene Ontology annotation, molecular function: RNA binding. Gene Ontology annotation, biological process: ribosome assembly. Gene Ontology annotation, cellular component: nucleus. Bases 1 to 567 code for a protein of 188 amino acids. NCBI's taxonomy places the organism in Eukaryota, Fungi, Ascomycota, Eurotiomycetes, Eurotiales, Aspergillaceae.